UGCAAUGCGGGAGGCUGCGACGGUACCGGGGUGGUGGAGGAACGACCCAGAGGCGGGAGGAGCAGUGGCUGAGGCGCGUCUGCGCUGGUGACCUGAAUGAGGUAGACCAUGACUCUGCCUUUGGUGGCGUCACUAGCUGGGCCGCUCUUCCUGGGAUUUCUCUAAGCCAUCUCCUGGUGGAACCGCUCCCAGAUUUUGUCCACAAGUGGUUGUGGACAGGAUGGCUGAUAUUAACCUCAAAGAAAUAGCCUUAAUAGUAGGUGUGGUUACCGCCUGCUAUUGGAACAGCCUCUUUUGUGGUUUUGUUUUUGAUGAUGUUUCAGCAAUACUGGAUAACAAAGACCUGCAUCCAUCUACACCUUUAAAAACUUUAUUUCAGAAUGACUUCUGGGGAACACCUAUGUCUGAGGAGAGAAGCCACAAGUCUUACCGUCCCUUAACAGUAUUGACAUUUCGUUUAAAUUAUCUGUUUAGUGAACUGAAACCAAUGUCAUAUCAUCUCCUAAAUAUGAUUUUUCAUGCUGUGGUUGGUGUGAUAUUUCUUAAAGUCUGCAAACUUUUUCUGGACAACAGGAGUAGUAUGAUUGCUUCUUUACUUUUUGCAGUGCACCCAAUACACACAGAAGCAGUAACAGGUGUUGUAGGAAGAGCAGAACUUUUGUCCUCUAUCUUUUUUCUAGCUGCAUUUUUGUCAUAUACCAAAUCAAAAGGACCAAAUAAUUCCAUAGUAUGGACUCCAAUUGCCUUGACAGUGGUUUUAGUUGCUAUUGCAACGUUGUGUAAAGAACAAGGAAUAACAGUUGUGGGAAUUUGCUGUGUGUAUGAAGUAUUUAUUGCACAAGGGUAUACUUUGCCAUUAUUAUGGACUACUGUUGGACAGUUUUUCCGUGGAAAGAGUAGUAUUCCAUUUUCUAUGCUGCAGACACUAAUAAAACUCAUUGUUUUGAUGUUCAGUACACUAUUACUUGUUGUGAUUAGAGUCCAGGUUAUUCAGUCCCAACUUCCAGUAUUCACCAGGUUUGAUAACCCAGCUGCUGUAAGCCCAACUCCUACAAGGCAGCUAACUUUUAACUAUCUCCUUCCUUUGAACGCUUGGCUUCUAUUAAAUCCUUCAGAACUCUGCUGUGAUUGGACCAUGGGAACAAUACCACUUAUAGAGUCAUUUCUAGAUAUUCGAAAUCUUGCCACAUUUACUUUCUUUUGCUUUUUGGGGGCGUUGGGAGUAUUCAGUCUCAGGUACCCCGGUGAUUCCUCCAAGACUGUUUUAAUGGCACUUUGUUUGAUGGCAUUACCAUUUAUUCCUGCAUCGAACCUUUUUUUCCCAGUUGGAUUUGUUGUUGCUGAGCGAGUAUUGUAUGUUCCUAGCAUGGGGUUCUGUAUUUUGGUAGCCCAUGGAUGGCAGAAAAUAUCAAACAAAAGUGUAUUAAAAAAGUUAUCCUGGGUUUGUCUGUCUAUGGUGAUAUUCACUCAUGCCUUAAAAACACUCCACAGAAAUUGGGAUUGGGAGUCUGAAUAUACAUUGUUUAUGUCAGCGUUGAAGGUAAAUAAAAAUAAUGCCAAAUUAUGGAAUAAUGUGGGUCAUGCUCUGGAAAAUGAAAAGAACUUUGAGAGAGCUUUGAAAUACUUCUUACAGGCUACCCAUGUUCAGCCAGAUGAUAUUGGUGCCCACAUGAAUGUAGGAAGAACUUACAAAAAUUUAAAUAGAACCAAAGAAGCUGAAGAAUCUUACAUGAUGGCUAAGUCACUGAUGCCCCAAAUUAUUCCUGGUAAAAAAUAUGCAGCCAGAAUUGCCCCUAACCACCUAAAUGUUUAUAUUAAUCUGGCCAAUCUUAUUCGAGCAAAUGAGUCCCGCCUGGAAGAAGCAGAUCAGCUGUACCGACAAGCAAUAAGCAUGAGACCUGACUUCAAGCAGGCUUAUAUUAGCAGAGGAGAAUUGCUUUUAAAAAUGAAUAAACCUCUCAAAGCAAAAGAAGCAUAUCUUAAAGCACUAGAGCUGGACAGAAAUAAUGCAGAUCUUUGGUACAACUUGGCAAUUGUUCAUAUUGAACUUAAAGAACCAAAUGAAGCCCUAAAAAAUUUUAAUCAUGCUUUAGAACUAAAUCCAAAGCAUAAACUAGCAUUAUUCAAUUCUGCUAUAUUAAUGCAAGAAUCAGGUGAGGUUAAACUCAGACCAGAAGCUAGAAAACGACUUCUAAGCUAUAUAAAUGAAGAGCCACAAGAUGCUAAUGGUUAUUUCAAUCUGGGAAUGCUUGCCAUGGAUGACAAAAAGGACAGUGAAGCAGAGAUGUGGAUGAAGAAAGCCAUAAAAUUACAAGCCGAUUUCAGAAGUGCUUUGUUUAAUCUGGCUCUCCUGUAUUCUCAGACAGCAAAGGAAUUAAUGGCUUUGCCAAUUUUGGAAGAGUUACUCAGACACUAUCCUGAUCAUAUCAAGGGUCUUAUUUUAAAGGGAGACAUUCUGAUGAAUCAAAAGAAAGAUAUACUUGGAGCAAAAAAAUGUUUUGAAAAGAUUUUGGAGAUGGAUCCAAGUAAUGUGCAAGGAAAACACAAUCUUUGUGUUGUUUAUUUUGAAGAGAAGGACUUACUAAAAGCUGAAAGAUGCCUGGUUGAAACAUUGGCAUUAGCACCACAUGAAGAAUAUAUUCAACGCCAUUUGAAUAUAGUCAGGGAUAAAAUUUCCUCAUCUGGUUUUGCAGAACAGCCAGUAUCCCCAGCUGGUAAGACUUCAGGUGUAGAAGGAGACAAAAUUCCAACUGAAAAUGUGAAAGAAGUAAGAAGUGAACCUAGACCUACACAGAUCAUAAAACCAAGUGAUAAUAAAAGUCAGUCUAAAUCCAACAAACUAUUAGGAAAAAAUACAGACAAAGAGACCCCCCACAAAACAACAAAGGAAAUCAAAGAAAUUGAGAAGAAGAGAGUUGCUGCUUUAAAAAGACUAGAAGAGAUUGAACGUAUUUUAAAUGGUGAAUAGCAUUAUUUAUCAUGUCACAAUGUCCUCAAAGAAGUUCAGUCUAUCUUAUGUGAUUGCUUAUUCUGGGAGCUUUGAAAAAUAGCAAGUAUACACGUAACAGUCUAUCAUGAGCUGCCUCUACAUAGGAUCAAAAUGCGAUUUUCAUUAAAGACCUAUCUUACCCCAGGGUAUGUAUUGUAUAAGAUAUGGCAGUUUUCUGAGUUUUGGUGACUAUGGCAGAAAUAUUAAAUUACAGUUUGCAAAUUUAUAUCUUUUAUACGGAAGGAAGAUUUCUUCUGCAGAGUAGUCUUGACUACUCUCAAUUAAAAAUAAUCUGAAGCCUGAAUGAUAGUCCCAUGUGGGCAAAUUCAACAUAUGCUGGUUUAUUCUAUGAAUUUGCAUAUUAGUUGACUUCAUUACCUUCUGUUGGAAUCGAUUAUGGAUUGAAAACACUUAUGAACACAUUCUUUUUUCUUUGGUAAUUUCUGUUUAACCGAGGGACUUUGCACCACAAAAGAAUACUGGCUUCCUUUAUGUUGUAUUCUUUUGUUGAUUUUUAGAAGGAAAGCCAGAUGAAACUUUUUAAAAUAAGUCCUAUGACAUGUUAGCUUAAGAAUGUAUUUUCAUAAUUGUGUGCUUUGUCCUUAACUUUACUCUGAAAUGCAGUUUUUAAUCAGGUAAAGUUUUAAGUAUAAAUAUACAUAUACACACACGCACAUUUCUAAUGGUGCUCAUAUAUACUGUAUUUGUAUUUUUUUACAUACUGAGAGUUUCACAGCAUGAACCACAUAAUCAUGACUAUCUUUGAAUUUUUACUCCCCAAACUAUUCAUGUUUAUUAGGAUCUUAGUUAUACUGAAAAAGUCCCAGUAACUAUAACUUUAAACCUUUGAGUUAAAACAUAGUUUCUCUUUCAUCUUAGCGUUAUUUCGCUACUGUUAUUUGAAUUUUAGUUGUUCCAGAAACACACCUUAAUCAUUCUUAGAUACCUUAAGCAACUAAAUUGAGUUCUGUUUAACUGAAGGCAAAACAAUAUGACAAAGUUUAUUUUUAAACACUAAGUUCUUGUUAUCUUCCUAUGGUGUAUAUUUUUAUUAAAUAUUUAUUUUGACUACUGAGCUUUCAUAAAAAUUUUAAAGCUGUUUAAAUUCCAUCAACUAUGGAAAACAAAUUGCUGUUGCAUUUUCCUAUAUAUGCACAUAUUACAAUUUAACCAAAAUUUCAUCGUUUUGGCCUGCUCUCCAGCUAUAAAAGGUAAUUAGCGUUGUAUAGGAUUAAUAGUUAGUUGGUUUUAGCAAAUUUAAACCUGAAAACUAAGUUGAAGGGUAGACAUAAACUUAUUAAUUUAUCUCUGAUUUGUUUUUUUGAGUUAAAAUACACUUCAGAUGAGUUUUAUAAUACCUGAUAAGUUGGUUUUAAUUUAAAAUGUUAAAGCUAAAGCUAUCAUCCUGGGAUAGUAACUAAUUUCUAAUUAUAUAGAAUUUCAAAAACUGUAUUUCUGUUCCUUUGAGAUAACUAAUUUCUAAUUAUGUAUAUUUGAAAAAUCAUAUUACUAUAAGUUUUUAUAGAGAAAUACUUUAUAAAUAGGUCACAAGGAAACAUGGUCUACAUUAAAGACCCACUCGUACUAGGUUCCCUGAGGUUGUGCCAUAAAUUAUUUUUUAGGCAAUUUAAAUCAAGCACUGACACCAAUCAUAGGUCAUUUUUGAUUUAGAGAUUCUGUUCAGCAUUAAAGCAAUAUCCAGUUUCAGUUUUUAAAUUAUGGCUUUGUGACUCCAGAUAUAAGAUGGAGAAUACCUCAUAUACUGUGACUUGAAAAAUGAAAUCUAUGUUAAUCUUAUGUUCUGUCCACAUAUCUUGAGAAAAAGUUUCUGAGUUUGAUCUCUUCUGUUAUAGUAUCAAGUGAAGGUAAGUCAGAAAAGAAGGGAAUCUUUCGUGACAGCAGAUCAUAAUAAGCUUUGAGUAGCAUUUGAAUAAAAUUAUGUAGCUAUUCAAAAGAUAAAAAAUAUAUUAUCCAAUGAUUUUUAUAGAAAAAAGAAUUCCUUAUU
Messenger RNA from Odobenus rosmarus divergens (Pacific walrus), 4994 nucleotides. RefSeq names its product transmembrane and tetratricopeptide repeat containing 3 (gene TMTC3). Gene Ontology annotation, cellular component: endoplasmic reticulum. The transcript is spliced from 14 exons. NCBI's taxonomy places the organism in Eukaryota, Metazoa, Chordata, Mammalia, Carnivora, Odobenidae. Gene Ontology annotation, biological process: protein O-linked glycosylation via mannose. The coding region runs from base 221 to 2968 and encodes 915 amino acids. Gene Ontology annotation, molecular function: mannosyltransferase activity; protein binding. The record is from RefSeq and is a predicted model, not a curated record.